Dibothriocephalus latus is the source of this 459-nucleotide messenger RNA. Lineage: Eukaryota; Metazoa; Platyhelminthes; Cestoda; Diphyllobothriidea; Diphyllobothriidae. The record is from the annotation of a GenBank genome assembly.
AUGGUGCCUACUGACGACACCGGCCUCGAUGAGUUUGUCAGUCAUUCCAGUCCCGAGUCACCGGCCUUUGACGCGCCAGCCGAGGACGAUACUCUCAAAGACGAGCUGGCAGCCCAGCUCCUACUCUCCGACUCAGGUGAUGACGAUGAAGGCGAUAACAAUGACGAGGCUGACGAGAACUUGAGCAAUGGCGGCAACGGCGAUGACAGCGGCAGUAGCGAAUGUGAUCCUACGCUCGAUCCUGUUCCCGCCGAUCGUCGCCAGCGAUCUGAUUCACCUACCGCUGUGGAGGAUACCCACGCAGCCGCGGAGAUCGUCCUGGACGAUGUGGACGUGGGCCUGGGUGAUGAUGUAGACGAGGACGAUGAAUUCCAGCGUGGCGGUGAACUCCUAGACGAUCCGUUCGGGCCCACGCUGAGCCAUUCUGAGGACGAUGAACUCAGUCGAGACAACUUUUGA